AACUCAGAAUCUUCUCACUGUAGCUCAGCUGAACUCACAUCUCCUGUGAACAUGUCCUACAACUGUUGUUCCAGAAACUUCUCCUCCUGCUCCCUUGGGGGCCACCUGAGCUACUCAGGCUCCUCCUGUGGCUCCUCCUUCCCCAGAAACCUGGUCUACAGCACUGAUCUCUGCCCUCGAAGCUCCUGCCAGCUGGGCUCUUCUCUCUACAGUCAAGAGACCUGCUGUGAGCCCAUCAGGACCCAGACGUUCCGUGUGGUGUCCCGUCCCUGCCAGACAUCCUGCCGCCGUCGGAGGACCUCCACCUUUUCCAGUCCCUGCAAGACGACUCACUGUGGAUCUCUGGGCUGUAAGUCCAGCAGCUGCAGCUCCCUGAGCUCUGGAUCUGGAAGGUGCUACUCAGCGGGCUGUGGAUCCCAUGUCUUCAGACCCCUGGCCUAUGGAGUCUGUGGCUUCCCUUCCCUGGGCUGUGGAUCCCGAUUCUGGCACCCAAUUAAUUUUCCCUGCAGAAGUUUCCAUUAA
Messenger RNA from Budorcas taxicolor (takin), 522 nucleotides. RefSeq names its product keratin-associated protein 13-1-like. Bases 52 to 522 code for a protein of 156 amino acids. The record is from RefSeq and is a predicted model, not a curated record. The transcript has a single exon. NCBI's taxonomy places the organism in Eukaryota, Metazoa, Chordata, Mammalia, Artiodactyla, Bovidae.